CAGGAAUUUUUUUAAAAUGGACAAAUAUAUUCGAGAGGCGUUCCUUAAGUCACCGGAUACAGCUUUGCCUUAGUAUAGAUAUAUUAAUAGAACCAAACCUACACUCGCUUCUACUUCUCUAGUGUCUUGAGAUCUAAACUUUCAAUACUCAUCUGAUUUAGUACAGUGCCGACAGACGGGAAAUUUUUUUAUUUUUUUCAAGUUCCAAUAUAUAAUUUGUGUAUUGUGUUAUGCGAUUUUUUCAAAGUUAUAUUAUUUUCUACAUGAUAUAUGUUCAUUUCAAAUAAUUAUCGGCUCUACCUGAAGUUUUGCAAACGCAAUGUUUGCGCUUACGCUUAUCACUGCAGGUGACUUUUUUAUCACAUGUACACUUCGAACUUAGGUCACUUUAUGCCGCUGCUGCAGUUUUAUUCUCUUUCCACAGAGAAACUUUUUAAAAGUACAAAAAGAAUCGAAACUAUACUAAAAAAUGGAUUACAAAUCUAAGUCAACAUUUCGAAAAAGUUGUUUAUACAGAAAAAAGUUAUUUUCUCUGUUGGCACUCUUGACACUGACAACAUUGUCAAUUAUAAUUUUCUUUUUCUACAUUUCGAAAAUAGAAUCGAAAAUCAAUUUCAAUGAUGAUGUUAUUCCAAGUGAAAAAUAUCAAAAAACAUUUCCUGUUUCAGUACUAAGUAAAUAUUACAAUUUUUCAAAUGACAAUAAGUGGUACAACAGUGAAAAUGUCUCGCAGAGAAAUAAGGAACUCAUCCGUGAAGUUAGAGAGAAUUGGAUAAUUGAAAAACCCAAACACACUAAUCAGAAUUAUUCGCUCAAAUUUCCAGAGGUGAAAGACCCUUCAAUGGGUCAGGCUGAAGUAAUACGGGAAAUUUUCAGUAAUGCGAAAAAUGGUUUUUUCAUCGAAUGCGGAGCAUACGAUGGCGAGACUCGUAGUAAUACAUUAAAUCUUGAACGUUAUUUUGGAUGGACCGGAAUUUUAAUAGAGGCAGAUCCAAUAAAUUUUGCAAAAAUGACUUUAAAAAAUCGAAACGCUUAUUUAUCGCCAACAUGUCUCAGUAUUACACGUUAUCCAACAGUUUCAUCGUUUUUAAUGGCGGAUAAUAUUGGACGGCUUCAUGAAAUUGACGAUAAUCCAGAACUUACAAAUAGUCCGGAUAUUGCUCAUAAGGGAAAACACAUUAAUGUCCAAUGUUUUCCAUUGAUCACUUAUAUUCUUGCACUAAAUCGAACGAGCGUUGAUUAUUUUAGUCUCGACAUUGAAGGCAAUGAAAUUCAAGUGCUUGAAACUAUACCAUUUCACUUGGUUGAUAUUAAAACACUGUCUGUGGAAUAUAUUCACAACACAGAAAGUAAAAAAUAUAUGAUUGAUCUGAUGAAGGGAAACGGUUAUUACGUCUACAGUUAUGUCGAACACGAUAACAAUCUAGCAAACGACAUUAUUUUUGUUAAAGAAACUUUCAUACCCUCAGCAAAGAAAAAAUCCAAUUUCCUCCUGAAUAUGUUGUAAAAAUUGUGAAAUAGUAUUUUCUUUUUCUUAUAAAUUAUUCACAAUUUUACAAGAAAAAAAAAUUAACUGUGAUUUCUAUUAAAAUGAAAAUCUAUGUAAGAAAUAAUAAGACAAACGAAAAUAUUCUGACAAAGGAAAUUUUUAAUAUUUUCCAUUGCACAGAUUCUUGUUUAAUUUUUAAUAAAUUUUUAAAUAUA
Molecule: messenger RNA, 1704 nt
Organism: Leptopilina heterotoma
Lineage: Eukaryota; Metazoa; Arthropoda; Insecta; Hymenoptera; Figitidae
Exons: 7
Coding region: 470-1507 (345 amino acids)
Source: RefSeq, a predicted model, not a curated record